ACGAGUGUCGGCACCUGGAGUAGUGAGUGCCGUCACCAGUACACCUGUCCCCACACACCAGGGGGAGAGACAGUGCCAUACACUUACAGGACAGGGAUCUGCAAGGAAGUGUGGAAAUACCCCGACUUGUGUACUGUUUCUACAAGCGUCUAUAGUUGAAAUCGAUCACCAUGUAACGCCAGCCGCACCCGCUCGGACGCAAUGUUUACGAUCCGUGCCUUGAGGUCUGUGUGUGCGUAGCUACCACGCCCACACUGUGUCUGGCCUCUUCCCUACGCCCACGCCUCUCUCCCCACGCCCACGAUGGUGCGUGUCCUGGUGGUGCUGAGAGGCGGCUACCCGUGGGGGUUCCGCAUGCAGGGAGGUGGAGACAAGCCCCUGAUAGUGAGCAAGGUCACCUCAACUGGGAAGGCGGGCGGCGCGGGCGUGCGGGCGGGGUGUGCGGUGAAGGCCAUCAACGGCACGCCCACGGCCCAGCUCUCACUCUCCCACGCCCACGCCCUCACCAAACAGGGCUCGACGCUGACCCUCGAGAUCGACGAGUGGGGCCACCAGACGGGAUCUGCAUACUCCAGUACUGGCCUCAACUCCAGUGAGGAGCCACGAGUGGCAUCUCUCUCCAACAACUCCCUCAGCUCCUCCACCUCCACCUCCUCUACCGUCGUCGCCGCCAACGGCCACAUCUCCUCCAGACGUAGAACAGAGAGUGGCAGUAGCGGAGAGCGCGGCAGAGAGCCUCGGCCCGACGACCACUCCGACAAGGACAAAUCAGAGGACUCCUCAAAUGCAACAGUCAUCAUCCUUGAGACUUAUGGAGCCGACCCUGAUCUCCUGAGAAGCGACCAAGAAGAGGACUCCACCGACAGCGGGACCGAUGCCACUCAAGACUUCUCGCUAGAUCCCAGUGAUUCCUCCCUCAACUUAUCCAACAUAUCAGGAACCUCAGAUCUCGACUUCGGUACAACUUCGCGGGGCUCAAACGAAAGUGACGAGGGCAGCUCCACAGACCAGGGUUCCCACACAGACACCUCAACCGACACCCUGGUCGCCGACGACUCCCAUUUCCAGACAAGUCGUACCGACCAAUCAGAGGAGGCAUUCGUGGAAUACGACCGGGCAACGGGUGCGUUUAUCGAGUAUCCGGAAACACGUGUAACAUACAACGAACAGGGCCGUACUUCCGGUGGUCUUGAAGACCACACAGGGACCUACGGGACGUACAGAGAACUUGACCAAACAUUCGGCGUCUUCGUAGAAUACUCAGCCCUAAAGGAGACUUACCGCGAGAAAGACCUGAUCACAGGUGCACUCAUAGAGUACCCGAACGAUAAUAGUGACGACGAGAGACUCACACGGACCCCGACGUUGGAGGAUUCGAGUUUCUUCGACGAGAACGGCGACUCAUUCUUCCUAAAUUUUGAAGAAGAGUUAAAACAAGUGGAAGUACAAUAUCCCGAUUUACGAGCCGAGCACUUGUUGAGUAAUCAAGAGGAGGAAGAGGAGGAAAUAGAAGAGGUUCCCUUGUGGUUGUAUGAGACAGCCAAGGAGGGAGCACGGUACUCCACAAUCCCCGAGGAAGGCGAGGAAGAGGAGACAGUUGUGUUGGUGCCACCAGGGAAGCUGGAGGCGACGGCAAUGGGACAGUACUACUCCAGUGCCUCUGGAGGUGGGCCCUCAGGGGGCGAAGUGUCGGGUUCUUUAGCGUCGUCGCCUCGGUCUUCAGAAGAGUGGAGGAUGUCGAUGGCCUCCACAGCUACGGUGGCAUCCACUGGCACUGCAGACUCAGAUGACACUCUUGCCAAGGACAUGUCGGAGCUCUCGUCUGUCAACUCGCGGCUCUCCAGCCUCGACGAAGCACACGACGAGAAGAAAAGUCCUCACAUAAGUCAGUCUGUAAUUGACCCAAAAGCCACAUCUAAGGGAACGGCACAACCUGAUCACAAACGACAGACGAGCAUCAAGGAUGCAAUUGAUGAACUUGAAAGCAUUGAACAAGCAGCGCAAACAUUGCUUCAGAAGCGCCAGUUCUCCACUGAGGAUGAUCGACCAACGCUCGUCACCGCCACCGACACGCCAACUAUCCACCCUUACUGUGCUAGUCUUAUCAAAGUUAAUCCUAAUGAAAAGUUGAGUCCCCAAUCAAAGCGGAAAGUAUUACCUAACCUUCCUGAGAUAUCCGAAGGGAUAACUAAGGAAAUUUCAGCGAUGAAGCCUGACAAGGAGGUACACCUUCAAACAACAGAAGCCUCAACUUCUCCAAUAAGUUUGGUUAUUAAUGGGGAUUCAACUGCAAAAGGGGCAAAAAUGGAGUCUGAGACCAGAUCAGAAAUCAAACCCCCACUGCCCCCUGCAGCAGGGAGUCAUUCACCUAAGCAAGAGGUGAAGCGACGGUUCUGGUCCAGACCUAAGGAAUUACAACCUUAUAUAUCGCGGGAGUCAUACAAUGAAGAGCGUAUACUGAAGGAGCUCGAGAGACUUCGGCGGAGCUAUCAAGAAGGGGAUUUAAACGACUUCUUAGACGCCCUAGAAAACACCCCUUUUUCUGAUGACAUUGAAGAGGCUUUCUUGCGUCAGUUAUUGGUGGAUAUCGGUGAAGAUGUUGAGGGUUUGCCACAGGAAGUCGAGGAUUCAGCUCAACCACAGGAAGAGACACAAGUGGAGCAGAUGGAACCUUCAGCGAAGCCCAUACACGAGGUCCCAACAGAAUCUCCUCGCUCUUCCUUAACUGCAGGAAAAUUUGAAAAAGUGAAAGAGAGAAUUGUGAAUAUUAUAACAGUACGCAGAGCAGGAAGAGUAAUAGAUACCGGAAACUGUGAAAAGACCAUUACUCCAAAAGAUGAUACCAAAACCUUAACUGAUUCACCUGAGGAUUCAGGUCGUUCAGAAACAUUACAGUCCAUCAGCCCAGUAACUCCUCAAUCAUUAAUACCAGACACAACAGAUUCCAAAUCCAGCAGACCGCAGACUCCAGAUGUCACUAAAGAUGAUGGUAAGAAAAGUUUCAACAUCGCCGACCUCCUGAAGAAAGGCUCACCAAAGUACCUCCGUAAAAAGUACAAGGAGCGAAAGAAUCGUAAGUCGGAUCUGAUGACCACGUCAGAAAGCGAGAGUGAAGACCCAGACGGAAGCAAAAAGGAAACUGGCUACAGCAACUCUACCUCUCAAAAGAAAAGUUCAUUUACAGAAAGUCAAUCGAGCCUAAAAGGAAGUAACAGAUCCUUAAAUUCUUCACAAGAACUCAAAAAGGAAGUUCGGUUUGAUCUUGAUCCGGAUGGGCAAAGGAAAGGGUUGGAAGAAUCUUCAGGUAAAGACACAAAAACUGAAUUCGUGACACCAAUGGUAGUGGACAAAGUGGCAAAUCACAAGUUUUCUGGUCCUCAGAUGAUAACAUGUGAAGCACAGCUACAAGAAACUAUUAUUCUGAAAGAGUUUGAAGAGACAACUGAGGAGAUUGAGAGUGAUGUGUCUUUCACGCUGCCGGCCAUGGUGGAGGACAUCAACAGCCGAGCUGAGACUUUACUUCCCAGGCUUCCUGAGCGGGUUAGACCUCCAAGGAAGAAGAAGAGGUUUAUCCCUGCCCCUGUUGAGGAGCUGAGCGCUGGAGACCUUUCUGUUGGCGUGACGUCGCCCGUCGCUUCGUGUGGAUCACAAAAAGGCGGAGAAUCUAACACUGAAUUUUUAGUAAUAAAUACAGCAGCCAAAGAGGAAUCUCCACCGCCCCUUCCUCACUAUGAAGAACUUAUGGAUUUGCCAAAAACUACACCCAAGUGUGUAGAAGUUGUUGAAAAAGCCAGCUACGAGGACAUAACCUCGGUGGCAAAACAAGAAUUUGUUGACAGUACGGUUACCAAAGGAAUUAUUUCAUAUACCAAAUCAUCUCAACAAUUACCAUAUGUUGCCUGCACCACUAUUAUGACACAAGGCCCCAGUGCCGCUGCAACAUUGUCUACUCCUGUCACCAGUGCUGCACCGCCACAAACUAAUGAUUCCACUUUUGAUACUUUUGAAGAGUCCCUGAUUGUGGACACACCGCUGUCUGCAGUAGAGUCCGUACCUCCAACUUCAACACCUGCAGACUUUCCAACAACCAGCGUUUCUACCUCUGUUGUUGACGUGGAGGUUCUGGUGUCGCCAUUAGUUGUGACUACCGUAGCUUCUAUAUCUGUGGCCCCUGCGCCAGAGGAUGCCACGUUGCUGAUAUAUCCGGCAAGGACUUUGCCCCUUCCUGUGAUCCCCGAAUGCCUCCAGGAAGACCAGAUGUCCAUCCCCACGCCCAGCGAACCUACAGUCUCCUUCAGUAGUUAUGGAGGCUCUGCACCAACCACUCCGUACGAUGAGGAGGAAAAAUUACCUUCUCUUUACGACAAUGUCAAUCCAUUCGAGGAGAUGUUGGAGCUGGAAAACAAACUGCUUCAGGACGAUGCUUCAGAGCCUUCUACUGUGACUAGCACUGCUUCGGAACCUCCUAUUUUGACUAGCGCUGCUUCGGAACCUCCUAUUUUGACUAGCGCUGCUUCGGAACCUCCUAUUUUGAUUAGCACUGCUUCAGAACUUCCUACCGUGACUAGUACUGCUUCGGCACCUCCUGUCGUGACUAGCAUUGCAGUAGAAAUUGAAGAGGAGACAACGAAAAUAGAAACAGUUAUAGUUUCUCAGCUCUCGAAGGAUGAGAAUAAGAGUAACCAUUUUGGUCUUCCGCAGGAAGCUUACAAGAGCCCUGACAUUGAGAAGAGUGAAGUGGUGGAUAUUGAUGCACUAGCAGCACUGACUGUUGAGAUGUUCAGGUUUACACAAGACAUGGAUAAAAGCCUCCCACGGGAGGAAAGCAAGCCAGUCGACAGUUAUACAACAUCAGCUCCCAAAAUCAGUACUGCGCAAAAUACUUGCAAAUCAUACAUUAAAUCGACGUUGCCUACAGAGACAGCCAGUGGGGACUCGGCCACAGGGUGUGAGGUGUUACAGUCCUCGACCACAAUGCCUGGAGGCGAGGUAUCAAAAACUAAGCUUUCCAAAACACUCUCGCCCAAACAAGGUGAAUUAAAUAGUAAACAAACUAAAGAAACAGUGACCCAGACUGAGCCUGCCACCGCCCCUCGGCCCGUGGCUGUGAAGGAGAGAGCCACAAGCAGCACUAUAGCCAUACAGACUGAUGACACCAGGUAUGUCCUCAUGUCCGAGGCCUCCUCCCAGACUGACACCGAAUAUGAAACAGACUUGGAAACCGAAUCCGAAAUGGAAGAAAACGCGACAAACACAUACGACGCUAGCAAGUGGUUGUUCGGGCCGAGCAGAGACAGCAACCUUCCGCUGUCCACACCGAGAGAUCCCCAGAUGCAGGAGCUGCAUAGGCAACAGCAAGCGAUGAUACUAGAACUGCAGCAGCAGAAUUUGAUGCAAGAGCGAAGACAGAAGGAGAAACCUGAAGUGCCGCCAAGGCAGUUUCAAGAGAAGAUGCCCCUGAAGGUCGUGAACGAGUUGAAGACUGUGUUAUCUGAGGUGGAAGAAUCCGGCCCCAGGUUGAAGAAGGUCGCCGACCCGCCCCCACGCCGGGACACUGACUUCUCGUGGAAUAACGAUGAUCUGGCAACUAUCCCCGAGGAGGUGGUGGCGCCCAGUGCCAGGGCGGUGGGUGGGAUAGACGCGAGGCAGCAACCACGACACCUAGCCGACCCAUCCAUCUCCUCUCCACUCGACAAGCUCCAGGCACCGACCACCCAUCUGGAGAUCCCUGCUAAGCAUGUUAAAGCUUUGCAGGAACUUGGUCUGGACGAGUCGACCCUUCUGAGCGAGAUCGAACAGAUUCUCGGCUUCGGUUCGCUGUCUCGGAACCGAACGGAGAAACCGACCAACACAACUUCCUCCUCCUCUUCUCGGCCGGAUUCGUUCGAAAAACCGGUUAAGUUGGAAAAGCCGAACGAGAGGAAGCCUGGCGGAGAGAAGCCACGUGUUCCGGAACGCGAUUCGAGCAAAGGAGUCUGGUCCCCUGGGAGGAGUGAGGACGAAGGCACCAGAGCCUCUGGACCAUCCAAGAUCGACCUUCCAGACCUUCCGUCCUUCAAGGAUCAGCCUAGCGUGUGGAGCCCCGGCAGAGGCCAGAACAACACAUCAGGGUACAAUAGCCGGAUACACGACCCCCGCCCUGAUCACCCAUCUGGACGCGACCCUUCGGGGAGCGCGAGUCCAAGCCUGGGACGUAAGGAGUACCGGAAAAUUACGUACGACGGCCCCAUCACGCCCCAGAGACGUCCCUCUCAGGAGGGAGUGUCGACGCCCCGGCCGGAGGAGAGCUUCGCCUGGAAGGACAUCAACGUGGAGAAGGUCGCCCGCUCCCCGACCUCCACCUCGCUGCCCAAGGUCCAGAACCCCACCGUCACCCUCCUUCAGAAAAAGCGAGAUGACCCGCAUUCGACCCCAGAGGGUCAAAUUCCCGGAAAGCGACCAGAAUACCUGAAGCCUGAUGACACGGGCCCGAAAUAUAAGCCGGACGACAAAUUGUACGUCAUCAAGAGAGAGUACGGGUCCGAGGACGAAGAGGGGGGACGUCGCUUUGCUGUCCUGGGGCCGAAGAAGGUGCAAGGCGUGGGCCCCACCACUAACGACGGGGUCCCCACCACACUCAAGUCGGGUGUGAGAUCAGAGCAUCAAGGAGAGUGGUACAGGAGGAUGUUUGACUCGCUGCAUAAGGUCAAAGAUGACGACCACAUCAUCAUCAAAUACAAAGUCCCCAGAGCGCGGUAUGGCGGCUACCUGUCGGAGCCUGAAGGCUACGACUCGGACGUGGGGUCGUCCCGCUAUGCCACCCUUGACCGUCGUCGUCAGCACCACUUCGAGGUCGACCCCAUGACCUCCAGCCUGCCCAGGGACUACAACAGCAUCGAUCUGGACCCCUACAGCAGGAACACUAGCCGCUACGUGCACCAGCCGGGACGCAUCGAGGACUACGUUCCUGGGUACUCCUCGCUCUCCGAGAAGGAACUUAAGAAGAACCCGGAGGCUGACGUUAAACUAGAGUCCCACUCACAGGAGCCGCCGCCCGUCUCCGUCAAUCAUAGGUUCGGGUCACAGAAGAUGUCCAUGACCCAUGCUCUGAAAGAAUCCGGAUACGAGAGCGACAGUACCUUAGUCUUCAGGAAGCGAGAGGACGCCCGCCGUCAGAUACCCGACCCCAGGAAGACCAGCCAGGUCUACCGUCAGAUCCAACGAGGAGGUGACAUACCCUUCACAGGACUCCAGAAAGCCAACCCGCCCAGGCCCAGAGAGCCGGUAGUGGGUCCCCUGCCAUUCCCCUCCCUGUACGGGGGUCGCCAGGAGCCACCUGAACGCCCAGAAUCGCCUUACAAGUAUGAGUCUGGGGAGGUGAACAUCCACUAUCGUACCCCCGUCAGGAUCGAGCAGAAGGAGUCAAUCCCUGAGGAGGAGUUGGCUCGCCGUCAAGAGGAACACAUGAAGAAAGUUUACGAAAACGAGAGACGCAAAAAAUACUUGGCGGAGCUGGAAGACAUAGAACGCCGAAGACACACAGAUAAUUUUACACCAUUACAGAAAUCCCCAAUUCCUCUGAAUCGGUAUGAUGACGAGAGCAGUCUGGGCACUAUGCGUGGUGCCAGGACGCCAGAUCUCAAGCAAGUUGCAAAGGCAUUAUACAACUUUACUGCACAAAAUAAAAGGGAGCUAACAUUCAACAAAGGUGACGUUAUCUUCAUCCGCCGACAGAUAGAUAAGAACUGGUACGAGGGAGAGUUUAGAGGAUCAGUUGGUAUCUUCCCAUGCAACUAUAUUGAGAUUGUGCCUUAUGAAAAUGUUAAGACAUUAACCAGGAAACCAACAGAAGGUCAGGCAAGAGCCAGAUUUAACUUCCAGGCUCAAACCUCUAUGGAGAUGUCCCUCAGUAAAGGAGAAUUGGUUGUUUUGACCCGGCGUGUUGAUGAAAAUUGGUAUGAAGGGCGGAUAGGUAAUCGAAAAGGCAUCUUCCCUGUUUCUUAUGUCGACACUUUGGUAGAACCAGGCAGUGAUAGACCCAGUGGUGUAUCAUUGCCAGUGACUCCCAGCUCCUCCUCGCCCAUGCCACGGCCCGCUCUGCCCGCUGCUAAUCUACUCUACAAUGGUGCCUCGACCUACUCCAGCCCUUACUCCACCUUGGGGCGACCGGGAAGUCAAAAUGAUUCUAGACCCUACAAUCAAUCCCUUACUGUCAACACCCAACAGGAACCUGUAGCGUACCGAGCGCUAUACAACUACAAACCCCAGAACGAUGACGAGUUGGAGCUUCUGGAAUCGGAUAUCGUAAUGGUUAUGGAGAAGUGUGAUGACGGCUGGUUCGUUGGCACUUCUCGUAGGACUGGUCUCUUUGGCACCUUCCCCGGAAACUAUGUUGAGAGGGUCUGAAACAAAAAGAAAAUAGCCUUAGGCCCAAAGCUUUGUCCUCAAAUCAUAAAAUAUCAUGAAUUCCUGUGCUAAGUCUCAUCCUGGGGCCUUUAGUACAUAUUCAGUCCCAGAACAAAUGUUUUUUACAGUGUUUAUAUGUUUAUCAACUUACCUAAGUUUAGAAGACCUAAUGAUAUUGUAAAGUGGAUGUUGGGGGUACAGUACAUGGAAGUUAUCCCCGUGACCCAACAACAGAAAGAAAAAUUCAAAUGUGACAACAAUUUAUUUUAUAAUAGUGUGUUUGGACUGGACUGGGAAAACUAAGUACCACAGUGUGAAUUCAGGGGUCCUUGUUAUAUGAAUACUGACAGGUAUAGUAAUCUAAUUUUUGUCUUGCAUUAAAUAGUUUCCAGAGUAUUUUUCUGAAUGCUCCCUAUAUGUUAUCUGGUGCAUAUGGUAAACUAAAGAUAUGUGGUACAGUACUUUAACUUACCAUGUAAGACUGUUAAGGAGAAUCCAGAAACUAUGCAAAUUAAUUAAUGUGAGAUAUGCCCUGGUCUUUAAUAAAACAUACAAAUAAAUUAUAUAUAUAUAAUAAUAAUAAUAAAAUAUACAAAUAAAUGAAUUAUGCUUACAAGGACAAAUUUUUGUGCCAAUCUGAUAAGAGUGAAGAAUUUGAAGACACUACUACUACUACUACACUGAAAAAUAUUUUUGUGAUUUAUAUAUGAUUUACCAUGCACUGACAAUCUAAAUUUUGUUACCUUUCAGUCUUAAUUAUUUUCCACUAUCUUUUAAACUUACAUUAACCUGGAAGAAUGAUGCAUGUAAAGUGCGGUUUCCUUGUCCAUUAUAUAUAUGCGAAUCAUAAAUCGUCCAUGUUUUAUGCAUAAGGCACACUGGUGCUGAAGAAAACCAUUAAGCCUGUGCAUUUGUGUAUAUCAGAAGUAGCAUAUAUAUUUGUGACUCUAUUGAUGUGAAUGCAAAAAGACUGCAUUUUCCUUCAGUAUAGAGGCUAAUCUUUGUCAAACUGGUAGUGAACACAACAUGAGAAUUUGUUCAGGUUUUGCACGUGUCUAGUCACACCCAAAGUGAAUUUAUUGAGGGAAAAAAUUAUGUAGAUGUCUUGUUACCCUCUGCCGGUGCUUUCUUCUGAUGUAACAAUCCACUAUGAUGUACUAAGCUAAGGUUUAUGGAGCAAACAAGACCUUAGGCUGCGCACAAUGCAAAGCAUGAUUUUACUCCACAAACUUUGCCUAAUUUGUACUAUUUCAAGGUUUUCUUUGAAAACAAUUUGUAUGUCCUUAUACUGCUCCUGCCUUUCUUGCCUUAUACUAUGUACUUCUUUAUUAUUUUUUUUGUUUAUUCACCUGACUUUAGGCAUUGUGAAUAUGAAAUAAUGUAUGAUAUCAAUGCCCUUCUCUGUUUACAGUAAAUAUUAUUUUUAUCACCUCGUACAUGUCUUCAUUCUUUUAACUUAUAUAAAUAUGGCUAAGUGUAUAAAUAAAGAGAUUAUUUGAAGUGUAUAAAUGCAAGCAUUAUUGAAGAACAGUUAAAUCCUGUUGUUCCAGAGUGACAGUGAAGGGUCCAUAACAGUGACAUGAGAACAGUAACUGUUUAAAGCAAAGCUAUUUCCAACCUCCUUUUGUUGAUGGUAUUGUACAAAGAUGCUUUUAUAAUUUACUUAUUAGUAAUUAAUUUUGUAUAUUUUCUUUUUUUUUUUAUUCAGCACAACAAUCCACAAAUGGAACUUUUAAAUAGUAUGUUUUGAAUAUUUCUGCUUUUAUGGAAACAUGGACCCCAGUGUAUCCCACCAUUUACCUUUCUGGGGAAGACAAAGGCAAUGUGGUCAUGGCCAUUCAUGAAAUGAAGCAAUCAGGUUCUUAUAAACUUUUAUAAAUAAUAGUAGCAAGGGAUCCUCAACUGUGAAAUGAUUAACAGAAAGUCUUUGCUACGAUGAACUCUGCCUGUGCUUCCGUAUCAAUCUUCCUCUGUGACUUGUUACAGCCAUUAUUUUAUUACCAAGGUUAAGUGCUGUAGGCAUUUAAGAGUUUUAGCUUUGCAACAAAAAUUUACAAUGUAUUGUAUCAUAGUUUUUCAAUGAAAUUGCUGAUGUGUUUGCUUGUGUUUGUUACAAUCUAACAUGUUCAACAGUAAUAUAGCUAUGAUAUUUUGUUAAGGUAAAUUCAUGCAUUACAAAACAGAGAAUUAGCCUUAAUGAGGUAUAAUUUUAAAGCUUCCUUUAUUGUUAAACAUGUCACAAUUUUCUAAUAGAAUUUAGUUUAACAAGGCACACUACACUAAAUAGAUUGAAUGAAUGAUGGAAAGCUUUGCCUCUACCACCAUUAUACAGAAUAACAGUUCUGGAGUUUUAAAAUCAAGUGCCUUUUUAUGGUAGACAAUGUACUGUUUAGAUCAGAGGAGUUUGCCUGUAGCUGUCUUACCUCACAAUGCAUUAUUUACAUUUUAGCCCUGUCCUUCCCUUACAAAAAUUGGGUUGUCAAAUAAACCGAAUCUCAUCAAUUAUCAGAAGAGGGGGGUUACAUGGGCUUCUUCACUUCAGUAUAAUUCUUUCCUGUUAUGCACAAUUUACUUUAGCUAAUCAUGUAGACUAUGAUAAUAAAAUGGAAGAAUAUA
Molecule: messenger RNA, 11001 nt
Organism: Procambarus clarkii (red swamp crayfish)
Lineage: Eukaryota; Metazoa; Arthropoda; Malacostraca; Decapoda; Cambaridae
Source: RefSeq, a predicted model, not a curated record